ACUUUUCAUUAUAAUCGUACCUUAAUCAUGGCUAGUACUGCAAAAGAAAUUUUUGACGCUGCUGCGGAUGUAUUUGCCGUUUAUAUGCCAAUAAUUGGCGCAGUGAAAACUCUCAAUCAAAUUGACGAAAAACUUGAUGGAAUAGCUCAAGGCAUAGACGUUAUGAAAUCUGAAAUGACUAAAAAAGGUGAUUUCUUUGCAGAAAAGAUCGAUUCAAGUGAAUUAGGUGACCUCGAGACUCCAGUACAUAGAGGAAAAGUCUUUAAAAGAAUUUAUAAAUCCAUAAUAGAAGUUGCUUCAUGGUGCCAUCAACCAGAAUUACGAAUAACUAUUCCUGCACUAAGGCCGAAACUUGAAGCAUUAGCAAAAAAAUACCCAAUUUCUUUUGGUACUCCACAACUUUUUGAUAAUAAAGCUUUAGAUCUUGAUGGACAAAAGACUGAACCUUUGCCAGUAUUUGAAGAGAAUAUUGAGAUUGAGGAUGAAGUUCCCGAAGAAGUUGCCGUUGUACCUUUUGCAACUAAAUACUAG
Molecule: messenger RNA, 531 nt
Organism: Racocetra persica
Lineage: Eukaryota; Fungi; Glomeromycota; Glomeromycetes; Diversisporales; Gigasporaceae
Source: the annotation of a GenBank genome assembly